Messenger RNA from Penicillium riverlandense, 1626 nucleotides. RefSeq names its product cytochrome P450. NCBI's taxonomy places the organism in Eukaryota, Fungi, Ascomycota, Eurotiomycetes, Eurotiales, Aspergillaceae. The record is from RefSeq and is a predicted model, not a curated record. Gene Ontology annotation, molecular function: iron ion binding; heme binding; oxidoreductase activity, acting on paired donors, with incorporation or reduction of molecular oxygen, reduced flavin or flavoprotein as one donor, and incorporation of one atom of oxygen. The transcript is spliced from 3 exons. The coding region runs from base 1 to 1626 and encodes 541 amino acids.
AUGAUUGAAGAUAUCCUUGUGGGCAUGACGCCCGGACGGGCAUCACUAUGGUGCUUGGGGCUUUUCAUUCUCUUCUGUCUAUUUCGCAAGGUCCAGGCCUCUAUGCAAAUUUCACGUCUUGGAGCCAGGGCCCCCAUGAUCAAAUUCCGGCUCCCUUAUGCCCUGGAUUUUGUCUACAAAGGCCAACAAGCAAACCUGGCCCAUCGCGAUAUCGAAUUCUGGAAUAACUCUAUCGUCACCGCAGGCGGCCAGUCAAACUGCAAAACCGCCGAGCUAGACGCCGGGGUCUCCACCCGCAUCGUGAUGACUACGGAUCCAGAGAACAUCAAAGCGCUGCUCACGGGCCAGUUCGCAGACUACGGCAAAGGAGAGACUUUCCACCGCGAGUGGAAGGAGUUUCUGGGUGAUAGCAUCUUCGCCACGGACGGAGAAUUGUGGUCUCGUUCGCGACAGCUCAUCCGGCCGAUGUUCGCGCGUGAGCGCAUUGUUGAUACCGAGAUCUUUGAGAAGCAUGUGCAAAAACUUAUCCCCCUGCUCGGAGGGAGUGAUGCCCCGCGCGGAAGCAAGGUUGUCGAUGUCGGCUCACUGUUCUAUCGAUAUACCCUCGACGCAGCGACGGAUUAUCUGCUUGGCAAUGGCACAGAUAGUCUUGAGAACCCGGCUACGAAAUUUGCGGAGGCAUUUAGAUAUGUGCAACAACGGCAGUCGCAGAUUUUCCGAUUUGGGAUCUUCGGCGUUUUCCUGUCUCGCAAGCAGUUCCGCAGGGAUCUCAAGGUGAUGGAUGACUUUAUCCAGCCCUACAUCCAACAUGUUCUCUCACUCACCCCCGAGGAACUUGACCAGAAGCUUUCGAAACGGGAUACCUUCCUCGACGCACUGGCUCGGUUCACCCGCGACCCGCGAGUGUUGCGCGAUCAGCUGGUAGCAAUUCUCCUCGCUGGCCGCGACACCACAGCUGGCACAUUAUCCUUCUGUCUGUUUGAACUCGCACGACACCCAGAGGUAGUUGCCAAACUGCGCGAAGAAAUUCGGGAACGCCUAGGUGUCGGCGCCAAUGCCCAGAAACCCAGCUACGCAGACUUGAAGGACAUGAAGUACCUCAACGCCGUACUCAACGAGACUAUGCGCGUUUACCCAGUCGUCCCAUUCAAUGUGCGCUACUCACUGAAGGACACCACACUCCCCCGUGGCGGUGGACCGGACGGACUGGCCCCCGUUGGUGUGCGCGCCAACACGCGCAUAAUCUACUCGACGAUGCUGAUGCAGCGCGAUGCCGAUCUAUACGAUGGACCAGACUCGGCCAACUACUUUGACCCCGGGAAAUGGAUUCCCGAGCGCUGGACAUCUGGCUGGAAUCCUCGGCCCUGGCACUUUGUUCCGUUUAACGGCGGUCCACGCAUUUGCAUCGGGCAGCAGUUUGCGACUAUUGAAAUGGGAUAUACCAUUAUCCGGAUCUUGCAGAUAUAUGAGCAAAUUAUUGCCCUGCCUGCUAGCGGAAAGGAACGUGUUGAGGAUCCAAUGUUGCAGUUUGAGGUUACUCUGAGUCCUGGGUCGGAGUUCAAUUGUGUGUUUGUCAAGGAGGGCGAGGAUGCGACAAAGUAUGGGUCUAAAGGUGUCGCUGCUUGA